GACCUCGUCCUUGGCCACGCGCCGAGCGUCGACAGCCGAGUAACGUCAUGGCCAGCUUGCUGCCGCUUCUGCUGCUGGCGGCCGCUGGAGCGCCCGCCGUGCACGCCGCGGGCGCGUGCGUCUCCAGCGGCAUCGUCCAGGAGACGAACGUCUGGAACGAGGGCAUGAGCGCCAACCUCAUGCUCACCUUCCCCAACGCCGUCUCAAGCUGGACGGUGGAGAUGACGUUCGACAAGACGCUGACCAAGUUCGAGACGUGGGCGGCCACGGCGUCAUCCACGGAUAACACCGUCUUCACGCUCAAGAAUAACGCCGGCGACGGCACGCAGCCCGCCGGCGCCAAGAUGGCGCUCGCCUUCAACGCCUACUUCAGCAGCAAGGCUGAGGUGAUCAGCGUGAAGCUGGACGGCGCCGAACUCUGUCCCGGCGGCGGCGGCAGCACCACGCCCAAGCCAACCGGCCCGACCGUGCCGCCGCCCACCGGGCCGACCAAGCCUCCUCCGGACCUGCCCUACGACUACAGAGACGUCCUCGGCAAGUCGCUGCUCUUCUACGAGGCGCAGCGGUCCGGCGCGCUGCCGCCCGACAACAGGAUCCCCUGGCGCGGAAACUCGGCGAUGAACGACCGCGGUCAGAAUGGCGAGGACCUCACCGGCGGCUACUACGACGCCGGCGACCACGUCAAGUUCGGCUUCCCCAUGGCUGCCGCCAUGACGGUGAUGGCGUGGGGCGCCAUCGACUUCGCGGACGCCUACGCGGACGCCGGGCAGAGCGAUUACGUGAAGGCGGCCGUCAAGUGGGGCACGGACUUCUUCAUCAAGGCGCACGUCGGUGCCACCGACUUUUACGGCCAGGUGAGGGAGCCUUUUCUGGCGGACCACUCGGUGUGGGGCCGUGCCGAGGACAUGAACAUGGACCGACCCGGCUACAAGAUCUCGGCUGGUGCUCCGGGCUCUGACCUGGCCGGCGAGACGGCCGCGGCCAUGGCCGCCGCCUCGAUCCUCUUCAAGGACUCGGACGCCGCCUACUCGGGACAGCUGCUCGACCACGCCAAGCAGCUGUACGACUUCGCGAACACGCACCGCGGAAAGUACCAGGACAGCAUCACCGACGCCGUCAGCUUCUACGGGUCGAGCGGCUACGGCGACGAGCUGGCCUGGGCCGCGGCCUGGCUGUACCGCGCCACGCAGGACAGCUCCUACCUCGACGCGGCCAAGGGCUUCUUCCAGGAGUUCAGCGACCUGAACGGCAAGGCCGGCGAGUUCUCCUGGGACAGCAAGCACGUCGGCGUGCAGCUGCUCAUGUACACGCUGACCAAGGAUUCGCAAUACGGCGAUCUCGUCACCCAGUUCUGCGACUGGAUCGUGUCGGGAGCGCCGCGCACUCCGAAGGGCCUCGUGUGGCUCAACCAGUGGGGCUCGCUGCGGCACGCCGGCAACGUGGCCUUCAUUUGCGUGGCGGCGGCCAAGGCCGGCCUCAACCCCGACUCCUACCGCCAGAUGGCCGAGCAGCAGCUCAACUACAUCUUCGGCGAUAGCGGCCGCAGCUACGUGGUCGGCUUCGGGAACAACCCGCCGGUGCGCGCGCACCACGCCGGCGCCUCUUGCCCGAACGCGCCGGCGCCCUGCAGCUGGGACCAGCUCAAUUCGCCCAACCCGAACCCGCAGGUGCUGUACGGCGCCCUGGUCGGCGGUCCCGACAUUAACGAUAACUACGCCGACGACCGCAACGACUACGUGAAGAACGAGGUGGCCUGCGACUACAACGCCGGCUUCCAGAGCGCCAUCGCCGGCGUGCUUUCGAUGCACUGAUGAUGGGAUGUGGGGGCCGCACGCGGCUUAGGGCGCGCGGGGAGUUGCCUUGCUCGGCUUGCAGAGGGGUUGGUGUGAAUGAUGCAGGGGUGCGAUCGUCACCGGCUGCUUUCGGAGACCAUGUUUAACGAUCCUGAUGACGCAGCGGUUAGGACUCCUGAGUGUUUGAAGCCAUCA
Pollicipes pollicipes is the source of this 1988-nucleotide messenger RNA. RefSeq names its product endoglucanase 15. The transcript is spliced from 3 exons. The record is from RefSeq and is a predicted model, not a curated record. Bases 48 to 1811 code for a protein of 587 amino acids. Gene Ontology annotation, molecular function: polysaccharide binding; hydrolase activity, hydrolyzing O-glycosyl compounds. Lineage: Eukaryota; Metazoa; Arthropoda; Thecostraca; Pollicipedomorpha; Pollicipedidae. Gene Ontology annotation, biological process: carbohydrate metabolic process.